UUAUAAAAAAAAAAAAAGCUCCAAGUUCUGUCUCCAAUGGCAAGAGCUACUGCAACUACAACAACACCAUUAAGCAAUCUCACGCGCCCUUCGCACACCAAGCUUUGCCACUUCUCUGCAAACAACGUUCCCUUUUCUAUCCAACCCUUUCACUCCAGAUUCUACCACAACCACCGUUUAAAGCCCAUAAUCACCAAUUGCGAUGGCAAGCUGAAUAGCUCAGGUGGGGGAGAGGCAUAUGCGAUGGAUGAAGCGGGUUUUGACGAGUACGAUGGAGUUGAAGAGGAAAGCGAUGACGAGGAUGAUGCAGAGAGUAGCGUGGAUUUGUUGAUCAGAUUCUUGCAGAGCAUGUUUAAGAAGGUGUCUAAGCGGGCAAAGAAGGCAUCUCGCUCUGUUUUGCCCACAGUGAUAUCGCCCCAGCUCGUUUCUUUUGCCGUUGAUGGGACUCUGCUACUUGCUUCACUUUCUGUUGUCAAAGCACUUCUUGAGGUCAUCUGCACUCUUGGAGGUACUGUAUUUGCUGCAAUUCUGGUCCUGCGUGUGAUUUGGGCAGCAGUUUCUUACUUCCAGUCAAGUGGGAAUAGCUUCAAUCAAGGGGGGAAUUCCUUUGGUGCUGUUGCCUAAACCUCUCUUCAACUUUUAACAAAAGAUGGCUUAUGUGAAUUUGUAGUCCCAAUGAUGAAAAUGAGAUUUGAACAUAUGAUCUUGUAUAAAUUAUUUAAAUUUCUUAUCACUAACCCGAUGGCAUAUUCAAGAUUAGUUUGAUGGUAGCUUGUGUUAAGAGUAAUUAGCUUGAUAGAAAUAAGCUCUGUAAAUGAGCACUUACACACUAUUGCUGUAUCUUUUUAAAUCAAUUAAUCAUAUUGAGUUACUUCUAUAGUA
Messenger RNA from Glycine soja, 882 nucleotides. Its product is annotated as protein SHORT HYPOCOTYL IN WHITE LIGHT 1-like. The record is from RefSeq and is a predicted model, not a curated record. Bases 37 to 624 code for a protein of 195 amino acids. Lineage: Eukaryota; Viridiplantae; Streptophyta; Magnoliopsida; Fabales; Fabaceae. Gene Ontology annotation, biological process: negative regulation of photomorphogenesis; regulation of abscisic acid-activated signaling pathway. The transcript has 4 exons.